AUGAGUCCUUUGUUUGGAUUGGGGUGGCUUAUUCUCCUGCUAGCAGUUAUAAACAUAGAGGCUCAAAAGAAGCCUGCUAUAAAUAUCAGCUCAAAAUGUCUGGGGAAUAUCAUGCGUGUAGAUGUUGGCCCACUUGGGGGGAAUCUUCUGGAAGUUGCUGUUGUUUUCAAUAACUCUGCCAUCCCUCUUACACCAAGUUUGGCGUCUCAGCAUGGCUUCAGCAUGAAGACAGAUAAGCUGGGGAACGCCAUGAUUUAUGUCUCCCUUCUAAAUAGUUUUGCUCAAAAUCUGGAAGAUAAAGCAUUCACAACAACCUUAAAUCUUCGACUGUAUGGGAACCGGAUGGGUGAAGACGAGCUCUACCAGGUGUCUGAAACCUGCCAGUACGCUGCCUGGGCCUCCAGGGAAAUUAUCUGUGACCGUAACUAUAUGGAGGUGUCUGUGAAAAGGGCUGCUCCAGAUGAUUAUGCCCUGCCUGAAUAUCCUGUCAAUGGGGCUAAUUCAAAGUUUGGUGAUCCUCGACGAGCUGCUGAGAAACAGCCAAUGGAUACAGGAUUCAGAAUCACAACACUUGUGUUCUUCACUCCUGAGGAGAGGAUGAUGACGGUUUCGGAGGCCCAGAGACAAGGUUACAGAAUAGGAAACACUCCCUCCAGGCUCGUUCUGCGAAGUCCAAAGAUCACACCUGAAACAUAUACUCAAAUGGUAGCAGGAGUGCCGAUGACUGUUUUGACAACUUCAACAAUCUUUGACAAGAAAUGGCUCGCAACCCAAAUCGACAUAGCAGCUUCUUGCCCAGUACUGGAGGGUAGUGUUGCCUUGACUCCAAACACAAUCACCUGGUAUCUGCCCCAGCACAUUGACCCACUGAUUUCCUCCAGCCAGUUUAAACUGUUAGAGGUGCACAUGGGCAUUGAUGGCCAGAGACUUGAUGCUGUGGAGAUGGCUGCCAGACAAUAUGCCGUGACAGUUAAUGACGUGCACAUCAUCGUUGAAAUUCCAAUUGGGGCAGUCGGUGGUUACUCUAAGAGUCAUGUUCAGGAUGAUCAGUACUUCACCUCUUACACGAUCGAGCCAAUGCUCGAAUUACUCUGGACUGAAGACACAAAUCACGAGGACACAAGAUACAAAGUUCUCUUUCCCAUCACAACGCCGUUACUGCCUCAACCUCCACAAGUUGUUGACAACACUUUGCCCGAGGAGCAGAUAUUUAAAGUGAAGAUUGGGCCUUAUGCCUCUGAUGUUACACUAGUGAACAUCACCUUCCCCAGUGAGGUUUUGUCCGUGGGUGACUGCAAUGUCAGAGGCUUUAAUGUCCAGGAGCACAAGUCCCAUAACAGCAGCUUUAAGGUCAUCACACUCCAAGUGCCCUUCACAGACCGUGUCGUCCUACCAAUGAGACGAGGGGGGAUUACGGCCUACUCUCUUCACCUGACCUUUGGCUUGCUGGUCCUGCCAGAGUUUGCUCCAUUUUCUCUCACUACUUAUCUGGAAGCUGAAUUAGUGGACAUAGUUCCUCCUCAAGUCUCUGGUUACUGUGAUCAGGCAAAUUUCUAUGUCCUCGUGCAAUAUGGGACACAAGGUUUCAACUUCCAGACUACAGUGGGAAAACAACAGAUGACUUCAGGUUUGGCUCAGCAGUACGGCUUCAUGGAGAACGGGACCCACUUCAGUUUUGCAGUGCCAUUUACAGCUCCCGAUGUUGUGUUUGAGGCUGUUGAGGCAUCAGUCAUCAGAACCAGACUCGAUGUAGUUCUGAGGAAUCCAGAAACCAACAAAAGGCUCAAACAAUUCUCAAUGGCUUGCAAUUUCCUCUCACCACUGACUGAGUGUUUCCCUAAUGGGACCAUGACGGCUCUGGCUGUCAAACUGGAAUCGGUUGCCAGUCUGAAUCCCAGUCGGCUUACACUCAGAGAUCCCACCUGUGGUCCUUCCUACAGCGAUGACCGCUACGCUUAUUUUGUGUUCACUGGCAGAUCCUGCGGGACAACCAGAAAGUUUUUGCCCAGUAUGAUGAUAUAUGAAAAUGAAAUCUCCCUGCCAGAUGAAUUUGAAGCAAGUAGGAUGAAGACAGAGGAGCCUGAAUAUGAGUUAAAGGUUGCUUGCUACUAUGACAUCAACACAACCCAUGCUGUAUCCUUCCACACCAGACCUCGCAGGAGCGAACCAUAUGCUGAAAAUGCAAAAGGCGAGCUGCAAGUUGCAAUGAGACUUGCUUUGGACGACUCUUACAGCGCAUUUCACGAUGCUGUCGAAGUUCCUAUAGUGAAGUACCUCCAACAGCCACUGCAUUUUGAGGUGGAGCUGAUGCGGUCUACAAACCCUAAAGUCUCACUAGAGCUGCAGAACUGCUGGGCAACACUGAAUAAAGACAGGACAUCUCAACCCAGAUGGAAUCUCAUCAUUAAUGGCUGUGUUAACCCAGUGGAUCCAUACCAGGUGGUCUUCCAUCCUGUCUGGUCAGAUGCCAGAGUACAAUACCCAUCUCACUUCAAGCGCUUUGAGGUCCAGAUGUUUGCCUUUGCUGAAGACCAGGAAAACUUGAGUAGCCAGCUCUUUGUCCACUGUGAUGUAGUGGUCUGUGAUGCCACAAAUCCACUGGGUGGAAUUUGUAAUGGCCAGUGUUCCAAUGCAAAAAAUAGGAUAAAAGGUCAAAGGCGUGCUGUUUCAGAUCAGAGUUUCAAACAUGUAUCAACAGGACCUAUCUUUAUUACCUAA
Molecule: messenger RNA, 2718 nt
Organism: Scomber scombrus (Atlantic mackerel)
Lineage: Eukaryota; Metazoa; Chordata; Actinopteri; Scombriformes; Scombridae
Exons: 21
Coding region: 1-2718 (905 amino acids)
Source: RefSeq, a predicted model, not a curated record